AGGUGGAUGCCAAUUUCAAGAGUAUCUCGCCACAGGACAUGGCAGCCCUACAACUUCAGCUGGCGCAGACGGAAGGAGAUGCCAGGAAGCCUAUCCAAAGACUCCUGGGCAGCAUCCAGAAGGCGAUGGAGUCCCGUAUGGCCGCGGUGACCAAAGAUAUUGAGGCAUUGAUGCAGAGUUCGGGCAAUAUCAAGGAGAACAUCCAGGAAUGCUUGCAAAAACAGGAAAGUGUGCUUCCCAUAAUUGCUGUCCUACAGAUGAACAUCGCACGAGCACGGAAAGCUGAAAACGAGCAGCUGGACCGAGCACUGACCUUCCUCUAUACCACAAUCAAUGAGGAGUUGGAAUCGAAGGUUCCAAUGGUCAACCGGGUGCUGAGUAGGUGUCUCAGUACCGAGGAUGCCGAGCCGCGGCGUGAGCUGCUGAAAGCCUACUUCGCGGAGGACUCGGAGGAGGACAAACCCCAGUUGAUGGUUGACGCACUGCUGGGCCUGGUGAAGGAGGCACAAGCACAGAAGGGACAAAAGGGUUUCGACCUCAAAGGUGCCCUGACGAGGAUCCGCGAAGUCGCGUUGGACGUGGGGGUGGCGCAAGGAGAGGUCUGCGAGGAUGAGGAGGUGUCUGAGAAACUUUCUGAAGCCAUGGGCCCUUUGACUGAUGCUUUGGCAGACCUCGCAUGACAAGG
Messenger RNA from Cladocopium goreaui, 685 nucleotides. NCBI's taxonomy places the organism in Eukaryota, Dinophyceae, Suessiales, Symbiodiniaceae. The record is from the annotation of a GenBank genome assembly.